Molecule: messenger RNA, 408 nt
Organism: Scomber japonicus (chub mackerel)
Lineage: Eukaryota; Metazoa; Chordata; Actinopteri; Scombriformes; Scombridae
Gene: cfap276
Product: cilia and flagella associated protein 276
Exons: 4
Coding region: 1-408 (135 amino acids)
Source: RefSeq, a predicted model, not a curated record
AUGUCGAGCCGGGAUCCUUACCCCUACCCGAGGUUUGAGGAUGGCUUCACUCUCAGCGGCUUCAGGCCGCAACAGAGAAAAACAUAUGAGAAGCCAACUCACAUCGCCCAAACUGAGGAACCCUGGAGUCGUCUCCAUGAUGCAGCCACGAUGGCCAGCAGUCGGAGGAGUGUCAUGCAUUCUGAGCAUCAGGUUCCACAUGACAGCCUUGACUUAAAGCUGAAGGCCAUCUAUGAUCAACACACAGACUUUUUGUGGACCAAGAACGAGGUUUUAUACCAGAAGGAGACUGUCUCUGAGGACAACAGGACUCAGCAAAACUUAGAGAACAUGCAGGAAAAUGAACGCGAGAGGGACAUCAGAGUGUGGGUUGACCCACAGAAGUGCUCAAUUUACAGCAUUAAGUGA